AUGACUCCUGACAAAAACUACACACCUGUAUACAUAUUCGACAUCCGCAAGCUGUCUACUCCAGAGUUUCGUGUCCCUGCAAGAUCUUCUCGUCUCACAGCGAUGAACUUCUCUAGCCAAGGAAUUUUGCACAUUGGCUACUUGGACGGAGGAAUUGCUAUUGCAAAGCCAGAUAAAUGCGUGAAACAAUGGAAAAUAAACAACUGGAACCACACAGAAAUAAAGUUGAUUGUAUCGACUAAGGACAAUAAGCCCAUCGUACAUCAGGAAAGCAGCAUCACCUUGUUCAAAGGAGUCACGAGCCUGGACUCAGAGUUCGUUCCGAAACGAAGUGCCACACUGUUUUAUGAUUCAAAAAGAUAUUGGUAUGGAUGUCUUUUUGAAGGUAAAUUGGAUGAAUCCCCAUUCAUUGCGAUUCGUGGGCCAAGAGACAGAAACUCGUCAAAGAUACAGUUUGUCCGACAUUCCAAAAACUUCAAGGACGAGGCAGCCAUAUACGAAAAUGGUCUUGCCACUUCCGUUAUUUUCGAGACCUGGAAGAACAAAGUGAAGAACAAAAACGGAUGUAGUGUCUAUAAAUAUAUUUCAUAUUAUUAUAUUAUUAUAUUAAUAUAUUUUAUAACAUGUAUAGAACAAAAAUAA
This is a messenger RNA of Caenorhabditis remanei, 642 nucleotides long. RefSeq lists its product as uncharacterized. Bases 1 to 642 code for a protein of 213 amino acids. NCBI's taxonomy places the organism in Eukaryota, Metazoa, Nematoda, Chromadorea, Rhabditida, Rhabditidae. The transcript is spliced from 4 exons. The record is from RefSeq and is a predicted model, not a curated record.